This is a messenger RNA of Cladophialophora yegresii CBS 114405, 717 nucleotides long. RefSeq lists its product as uncharacterized. Lineage: Eukaryota; Fungi; Ascomycota; Eurotiomycetes; Chaetothyriales; Herpotrichiellaceae. The transcript is spliced from 2 exons. The record is from RefSeq and is a predicted model, not a curated record. Bases 1 to 717 code for a protein of 238 amino acids.
AUGCCCUCAUCCUCGGUCUCGACGGUAGCCGUCGCCAUCCUCGCGUUCCUCGGCCUCGCACACGCACAUACGGUCAUCACGUACCCGGGUUGGAGAGGAGACAAUUUGCAUUCGAACGGCACGGUUGACGACACGGCCGGCUUGGGAACAUAUGCCGAAGGACAAGAUUAUCUCUACCCAUAUGGCAUGCAAUGGAUGUAUCCAUGCGGUGGGAUGCCCCUCUCGACCAACCGCACGAAAUGGCCGGUGAAGGGCGGUGCAGUCGCAUUCCAGCCGGGGUGGUUCCAAGGCCACGGAUCCGCCUUCAUCUACAUCAACCUGGGUCUGGGAACAAACCCACCGAACAUGUCCAACGUCAUGCUCUCUGGUGUGCAAAUCAUCGGGCCCAGCAAAGACCCGUACCCGGGCUCGUUCUGUUUCCCCCAGGUUCCUCUUCCCGCCAACCUCACCGUCAAUGUCGGAGACAAUGCAACCAUCCAAGUCAUCGAGACGGCCGUCCACGGUGCCGCUUUGUACAACUGUGUUGAUAUCACAUUUGCCGAGCCCGAGGACGUACCGGAAGUCAAUGCGAGCAACUGCUUCAACUCGAGUCAGAUCUCCAGCGACCUUAUCUUCACUACGAGUGCCCUCACGUCGGACUCGUUUGAGCUGUCGACGACCCGAUACGGAUACUUAUCAACGACACUUGCCGUUAUCCUGGGUAUGGUACUGCUAUGA